Molecule: messenger RNA, 1549 nt
Organism: Mangifera indica (mango)
Lineage: Eukaryota; Viridiplantae; Streptophyta; Magnoliopsida; Sapindales; Anacardiaceae
Product: rhomboid-like protein 14, mitochondrial
Exons: 2
Coding region: 129-1097 (322 amino acids)
Cellular component (GO): membrane
Molecular function (GO): serine-type endopeptidase activity
Source: RefSeq, a predicted model, not a curated record
AAGUUGGGGAUGGAAGCAAGAUCAGGAAGCAUCUGGAAUUUGGUCUCUUUCGUUUCUUUAAAAAGUAAGGUUAAGAGGGUAAAGUGGCUGUGUCAUUGUGUCUAUGAAAUCUGUUGAUUUUGACGAAGAUGGAUAUAGGAAGAAGGAGGGUAUCACGAGGAAUGUUGCCCCUGCUGGCUCUUCAUGCGUUUAACGAGUAUUACAGGCUGCCCUGGAAACCACCGGUUACAGCCGCUCUUGUUGCUACCAACACUCUCAUCUAUAUCAGGCCUGCCUUCCUCGAUUCUCUUCUCCCCCCUAUUGAUCAAGUCUGGUUCAAUCCUCAUCUUAUUCUCAAGCACAGGGACCUGAAACGCUUAUUCUUGUCUGCAUUCUAUCAUGUGGGUGAGUCUCACUUGUUCUACAACAUGAUGUCACUCUUAUGGAAGGGGAUACGUUUGGAAACAUCAAUGGGAAGCACUGAAUUUGCCUCCAUGGUUGUUGUACUUGUUGGCUUGUCCCAGGGUAUCACAUUGCUGCUAGCCAAAUCUCUUCUUUUGUUUUUUGACUACGGAAAACCUUAUUACUCUGAAUAUGCUGUUGGAUUUUCUGGUGUUCUCUUUGCCAUGAAAGUCAUCCUCAAUUCUCACUCAGAAAACUUUACUAAUGUAUAUGGAUUCAUAGUCCCAGCACGUUAUGCUGCUUGGGCUGAAUUGAUUCUUAUCCAGAUGUUUGUACCUGGUGUCUCAUUUCUCGGCCAUCUUGGUGGCAUCCUUGCUGGGAUUCUUUAUUUGAAGUUGAAGACUGGGUAUUCAGGUCCAAACCCGCUGUCUAUGUUCAUUAGAGGAAUUACUGGUGCAUUGAGAUGGCCUUCAAGGUUUGUGCGGUAUUUGUUUCAACGACCGAGGAUUAUUGGUAGGGGAACUGUUGGCUGGGCUCAUAACAGAGGUACUUCACCCAGCACAUGGAGAUGCCGGGCAUGUACAUUUGAUAAUUCUGGCUGGUUAAACUUGUGUGAGAUGUGUGGAACAAAUAGAAGUGGCAAUGGAUUGCAAUCUGACUCUGGAGUCAUUUCCUUGGAGGAAUUACGGCAUCGAAGAGUUGAAAGAUUUGGUUGACAACCUUUCUCCAUUGACUUACCGGGCUGAUUCUGACUUUCCUACUUGUGUGGAAAAUUACAAUUGAAGUAACAGUUGCAAAUUGUGCUUUUUAGAGAGUUUCUUUGUCUCCCGUUUUCCCCUCCAUUCAUAUGGAUCCCUACUCAUUGCUUUUGAUCUGUGUAUUUGCCGAUGGUCUAUCAAGUCGGCCACCUAUUUUGGCUGAUCACUUUUGGUUUUGUGGUAACAUGUGUUGAACUUUGGUAAGAUGUCACGGAGUGAGUCUGUAAAAUUGCAGAGAUUCUGCAAUCUCCAAAUGCAAUCAUGAAAAUGGUUCAGUAUUCAGGGGCGUUGUAGCAGUCGAGUCAUCCAGCUUGUGCCUUUUAUGGAUUUUGAACUGGGAGACAUUUAAAUGACUCUGUUUCUUAGGCUGUUUCUUCUAUAAAACCAGAUUCAAUCUUGGCUUUUGCGGA